AAGUAGGCUAUAGCGCCAGAGAUUGUUCAGCAACCGAUUGAACGAGUUUGUUUAGGUGUUUGUUCACCUUUGGUUAUAUUCCUCAAACAAAUGGCCCAGUAUCUUCCGUCAAGAGCCGCCGUCUUCUUUCUAGCGGCCGUUCUGCUGUUUUACUCCGGCCCAGCUAGUGCUGGCAACAGAGUCCCGAAAACCGAAAGGUUUGCGCCAACUUGGGAUGAAACCCGAAAUGAAUGGCAGACAGCAGCGGAACAAUUAGAGGAAAUCGACAGCCAUCAGACGAGAAUGAUUAACAGUGACGUCACUUUAGAGAACGAGUACCCCUACAUGGUGGCGUUAUUAAAGUUUAAUAAUGAAACUCAAGGAAAGUUUGACUACCAAUGUGGGGGAUCUUUAAUUAGUCCAAGUCACAUCUUGACAGCUGCCCAUUGCGUUGAAGAAAACCACAAGGCAUACCCAACUAAAUGGAUCAAAGUCGCUUUGGGUGCCCACUUCAUCAACGAUACGAGCAACGACGCCCAGUUAACGAAAACCAUCGUCCGAAUCAAAAUCCACGAAGAUUACAAUAAGACAGAAUUGGCCAACGACAUCGCCAUCCUGACGCUGAAGUCGCCCGUCAAGUUCACCGAGACAAUUUCUCCCAUUUGUUUGCCUCCGCCGGAAUCCAACGACCAAUACGAAAGCGAAUUGGCCAUCGUCAAAGGAUGGGGGGUUACGGAUGAAGAUGGAACGGGUCCGGAAGUCCUCCACCACGCCGUCAAGAAGAUCAUCUCCAACUCGCAAUGUCAGAAAUUGUACGGAGAUACAAAAAUUUUCAACCAUAAUAUGUGCACCUACAGACGCGGCAAACACUUUUGCAAUGGUGAUAGUGGAAGUCCAUUGGUCAUAGAAACGGACAUACUGGACAACACCAACGAGGCCAACAACGACAAUCAGAAAUGCCAGUGGAUUCAAGUCGGGAUCGUCAGCUGGGGCUUCUGCGGUUUCCAGAAGAGUAUAGGCCCCGUACCGGACGUUUACACUCGAGUGACAUCGUUCCUGCCCUGGAUCGCGAAAGAAAUGAAGCGCCUGUCAUCUAAACCAUCUAAACCAAAUUCAAUCAGAAUGAAUGCGAUUGGACGACGCGUUUGAAGUGAUUCAUUCUCAUUUGUUGUAUCAGCAACUAACGUUGAGAGAUCCGCCAAAUAAAUCACACAGUGCUGA
Messenger RNA from Daphnia pulex (common water flea), 1200 nucleotides. RefSeq names its product chymotrypsinogen 2-like. Lineage: Eukaryota; Metazoa; Arthropoda; Branchiopoda; Diplostraca; Daphniidae. The coding region runs from base 91 to 1128 and encodes 345 amino acids. The record is from RefSeq and is a predicted model, not a curated record. Gene Ontology annotation, biological process: proteolysis. The transcript has 7 exons. Gene Ontology annotation, molecular function: serine-type endopeptidase activity.